GUGAAAUCGUGUGAGAAGAGAGGGCUGUCAUGAAGUAGAACAGCUGGGACAUUUAAAGGGACUGAACUGCGUGCCCACGAUCACAUUAUUCUGAGGGAGAGCCUCUGGGAGGCAGGAGGGAGAGGUCAGGAUGGCUGGUGUUGGGGCAAGUGCUGCUAACCUUGCCUGUAAGAUCAUGACCUUCAGACCUACCAUGGAAGAGUUUAAGGACUUCAACCAGUACCUGGUUUAUAUGGAGUCACAGGGAGCUCAUCGUGCUGGCCUGGCCAAGGUAAUUCCACCCAAGGGCUGGAAGCCUCGUAGUAAUUAUGAUGAUAUUGAUGAUUUCGUUAUACAAGCACCUAUUCAGCAGAUGGUGGCUGGCCAAUCAGGACUCUUCACCCAGUACAACAUCCAGAAGAAACCGCUAACUGUGCAGGAAUUCCGCAGACUGGCCAACAGUGACAUGUACUGCACACCCCGCUACCUGAACUAUGAAGACCUGGAGAGGAAGUACUGGAAGAAUCUGACAUUUGUCUCACCCAUCUACGGUGCUGAUGUGAGCGGCACCCUCUAUGAUGAGGACAUUGAAGAGUGGAAUAUUGGGCACUUAAACUCAAUCUUGGAUGUGAUAGAGGAGGACUGUGGUGUUUCCAUUCAGGGAGUAAAUACACCCUAUUUAUACUUUGGCAUGUGGAAGACCAGCUUCUCCUGGCACACAGAGGACAUGGACCUCUACAGUAUCAACUACCUGCACUUUGGCGAGCCCAAAUCCUGGUAUGCCAUCCCUCCAGAGCAUGGGAAGAGACUAGAGCGUCUUGCUAUAGGUUUCUUUCCUAACAGCUUUAAAAGCUGUGAGGCGUUCCUGAGGCACAAGAUGACACUGAUAUCCCCCUCUGUACUAAAGAAAUACAGCAUACCAUUUGAUAAGAUAACGCAGGAGGCGGGGGAGUUUAUGAUCACAUUUCCGUAUGGUUACCACGCUGGCUUCAACCACGGCUUCAACUGUGCUGAAUCCACCAAUUUUGCCAGUAUUAGGUGGAUCGAUUAUGGCAAAGUCGCCACACAGUGCACAUGCAGUAAGGACAUGGUGAAGAUCUCCAUGGAUCCGUUUGUCAGACGAUUCCAGCCAGACCGCUACCAAGCGUGGACACAAGGCAAAGAUACAUGCCCAUUGGAUCACACCUUGGCCACGCCCAGCACCACUCCUGAGCUGCAGAACUGGCUUCAGAGACGUCGUAGGAAAACACCCACUACCCAAAGUCUCCAUUACCCACGCACAUGCUCCAAACGAUUGAAAACAGUGGACACCAUGGCAAUGAAAGGGGUUGGUCGAAGGAGUAGAGGGGCAGCUUUAACAUCAAGAGACAAGGAAGAGGAAGACCCAGAGAAACCCCAGAAAGAAUUGCAGUACUCAAGUGAAAUAAAAGGGCUCACUGGUCCAUGUCGACAAAUGUGUGUCGUUAAGGUAACAAGAGUGGAGAGUGAUUUGUUGGCCCACUCCACCAGAAAACUCAAAGAAUUUUCUCCUGAGCGACCCGCGACCCCUCCACUGACCACAACAUCCAACCAGAGUGACCCUUAUCCUGGUCACACAAACUCCCAGGUGUCUUUAACUUUAGAAAAAGGUCAGGUAUCCACAAACACAAGCUCCAAUGCACAGCCUGGGCCUGAAACAUCCUCAGAUAGAGACAUCACUAUGGAUGUGACUCUCGACUCACAAAAAACUUCUGAAUGUUCAAAUCAAACAUUAAAACUAAACUGUGAAUCUGCCUCAGAAACAAGUGUACCUUCUAUUUCUGUGACCUCCAGUGGUGGUGAAGUUUUAUUUUCAGAAAGUGAUUCCCGACAAGCUAAAAUUAAAACCGAUCAAACAGCCACCGAUAUCUUGAUUGAAAGCGGUAUUGACUGUUGCACAUCGGCACUUUACAAAGAGCAAAGCUCAGUCUUUCAACAUUUUGAAGACGCAGAACACAAAACAACCUCUGAAAUGCAACAGACUAUUCAAUUUUCCGAAAUGCCUCUUCUGACACCUGAGCUCACCGAAGAGGAGAGAGUGAAUCCUCAAUGUCUUGCACCUGAAAUGCCCUCACUGACUCUCGCUGUCCGACCUGACAGUCAGAACACUAACGUGACACCUGCUUUCCAUCUGGAAAAAUCACACCCACCUGUUAUAACAGAUGGCAUGGGGACAUCUUCUGAAAGCACCUGUCCAAGUUGGCCAUUCACUUUACCCCAAGAAGUUGUCAGCCUACAGAAUUUAAACCCAAACAUGUGUAGUGCAAAACCAGUAUCUCCUUCCUUGUUCACACAAUGGGAACCACCAGAGAAGAAGUACAAACAGGAAGGACAUGAACACACACUCCCAUUCGCAGAACAGAACACUGUGGACACACACACUCCAGUGUCCACUGCACAAUUUAAAAUCACUACUAGCAGUCUUUUACAGCUCUCUACAGUAGCAGAGAUGGAUUUUAUAUAUGCUCACAACUCUGCAGUGAUUGAUAACUCAUGUCCUCCCUCUGUUUCAUCAGACAGAGAGAAUAAGCAAAUUGCUCUAUGUCUUGAAAAGCAGUCCUGCUCUCUCACUGCGUUCCAGAGCUCCUUCGCAGAUUCUACACCCUUUACUUCCACCAUUUGGAAAAACCUCAGCUCCCAGAAUCCUGCAGUGCUGAUUGAGAGCUUACAGCCUGAGCUGGUAGUGGGUCUUACCAAAGGUGAGAGCAAUAUCACAGACUAUGCCCAUGACGCACUGCCCUACACACUGUGGUCCGAUUCAAGCUGCCAACAAGACAAGUUUCCAGAUUCUCUAAACUCUUCGCCAUGCGCACAGACAUGGGGCAACCUGGAAACCAGCUCCCUGCAAUGCUCAGAGUCAGAGAUGGCACAAAAUCUACCCCAAGAUCUGAAACAGCUGAAGGUGGAAGCAACUGAAGCUUGUGAGCUCGAUGAGCAGACUAGCUCUCAGCUACCACAGGAGAAUGAGAUCAAAGGUCAAGAAUAUUUUGAAGGUGCAAAGUCAGAAAAUGAUGGGUCAGUGAGUGAUUCUGAGUCCUGUGAAUCUGGAGAUAAAGGUGCUGACACCAGCAGUGAAUCCAGUGAGGAGAAUGCCAUGAGUGACCCAGAAUUUGUGGAAGCAGGUCUGGAGCCAGGGGAAGUCUGCUCAUAUCACAUACAAACUUGUAAGAAGACCACCAAAAGUUGGCGUCACCCCCUAAGAAAACCCACCGCAAGAGCAGUUCCCAGUGCAGUAAAGCAGCAGACUACCAGUGAUGACGAGACCGUAGAGGAGGGCAUAGCUGAAGAAGAGGAGCCAGAGACUGAGGAAUGGGCAAAGCCUUUAGUGCAUCUGUGGCAGCACAGGAAAGCUCAUCUCCAGCAUGAAAGAGAGUACAACAUAACUGCAGCUAAAACUGCUCCACACUGUGCUGUCUGCACCCUCUUCAUGCCAUAUUAUCAGCCUGAGAAUUCAGAGGAGAGAAGGCAUGAAGUCUUGAUGAGUGCUGCUUCAGAGUCACAGGAAUCUUGUUUACGGGAAGUGGGCUUGAGAUCACGACCCCUGAUCCCUGAAAUCUGCUUUGCGUACGAGGAGGGUCCAUGUCCCUUGAAUACACUCCUGGAGGAGGAUGGAUCCAGUCCACUUGUUGCCUGCAACUAUUGCUGUGUUCAAGUUCAUGCCAGUUGCUACGGUGUUGCUGCUCAUGAUUUUGGCCCACCAUGGACAUGUGACCGAUGUUUAAGCAGAGACUUGGCAGCUGAAUGCUGUUUGUGUAACCUGAGGGGAGGUGCAUUGAAAAAAACCUCAGAUGAUAGAUGGGCCCAUGUGAUGUGUGCUGUGGGUCUUCCUGAGGUGAAGUUCAUUGAUGUGGUGAAGAGAGCUCCUAUUGACAUCAGUGGCAUACCUGUACAGAGAUAUAAACUGAAGUGUAUAUAUUGCCGUAACAGGAUAAAAAAGUUGUCUGGAGCGUGUAUUCAGUGCUCAUGUGGCCGUUGCCCCACCUCUUUCCAUGUCACCUGUGCUCACGCUGCUGGAGUGCCCAUGGAGCCUGAUGAUUGGCCGUAUGUGGUUUUUAUCACCUGUCACAGACACCAAUCACGGAGCUCCAGUGCUAAAGUCAAAGUGAGCAGAAGUGAGUUGGCGGUGGGCCAGACCGUGAUCUCCAAACACAAGAACCUUCGUUACUAUAGCUCUCGUAUUACCCAGGUUACGGCCCAGACAUUCUACGAGGUCAUGUUCGAUGAUGGCUCAUUCAGCAAUGAUACGUUCCCUGAAGACAUUGUAAGCAGAGAUUGUGCCCAGCUUGGGCCUCCUGAGGUGGGGGAGGCUGUCCAGGUGAAGUGGCCUGAUGGACUUUUUUAUGGAGCCAAGUAUCUUGGCUCUAACACUUCAUAUAUGUACCAGGUGGAAUUUGAAGAUGGAUCUCAAAAUUUGGCAAAGAGAGAGGAUAUUUACACACUGGAUGAAGAUCUGCCCAAAAAGGUCAAAGGUCGUUUGUCCACGGCUUCCAGUAUGCGUUUUGAAGAUGCAUUCUUCACCACACAAAGUGAAAGGAAAAGGCGACGUACACCAAAUUCUCGGUUCCAGGAAGAUUACAUCGCCCAUAUCAACCCUCGAAACUUUGCCAGAGCCUCAGAAACACACAACAGCAAAGCCAACUAAUGGAGAAAAGGAGUUCUGUUAUAGGUCCACUUAAAAAACAAAAUGACUAUUCAGUUUGAUUUGAUAAAGAUUGUGUGUCAGUGAGAUCAUGAUUUUUAAAAGUGGCAGAAAUACUGUGGUCUCAAAUGUCAGGGACAAGAAUGUUUUUCUAAAUUAGAAGUUUUUCCUGUUAUAUUUCAGAGGUUUUUCUAGCCUCAGAUGGUAUUCUGUAGCAUUGUAAUGUCAUGAUGCCCCACCCUCCACCUCCAAACACUGUUGAGAAUAAUUUAUCCUGCAUGCUUUUGUAAAUGAUUUGUCUUGUGCCAGGCACCAUUCCUAGUCACUAACACUAUUAGCGUUGAGCUCAAAACAGUAUAAAUGUCUAAUAAAAACAUUGCUACUGAUGUCCAGCAAAGCACAUGUCACCUUUUACUCUACUACUGUUUAUCAAUAUUCUCUAUUUAUUUGGAUUUUUUUUUUCUUUCUUUUCUAAAUGGUGCUUAAAGCUGUAAAAAAAAAUUAAAGUGUAUGUUUCCUUUGUGAUCUGUGGCUUGUUUUCAAUUGAUGAAUGCUUCACUGUUUGUUCUUCAUAUAAUUUUUCUCAUUUUAUACAGCCUAUAGAUAUUCAUCAAUACUAACUUAAUUGUAGCUCACAAUGGCAAUAGAAGGUUAAAUGAUACUGAAGUUUUGAAAAACCUAUGAAAAUAAUAUAAUCUGAUCUUACAAUUUAAAAACUGGCUGUUGUUUUUCAAUGAAUGCUAGCAGAAUAAAACAGUGUUCGGAUGUGUCGUCUGUAGAAUGAGGAGCCUCCUGUCAGGGGCAGCUCUUGGGUCACUUGCUUUCUUUUCAGUUCUAAAGUGCCAGAAGAUUUUGGGUGGUGUGCAGCCAAUGGUUAACCAACUUAUUUUAUGGUUGAGUGUCAAGGAAAUUUUGAUUUACAUGUUUCUGUUACUGACUCAUUACAGAACAGUUACAAAUGCAGUACAAAUACAAUAUACAUAGGUGGAGCGUAUUUUCAAUAAUCAGUGGACAUUUUCUCAUAGUUUUGUCCUAUAAUCUUUCAAAUACAAUGCAAAUACAUACAUACAUAAAUGCAUGUAUAUAGAAUAUUUAAGUGUUGACUAUAAAAUGUACUCAAUUUUAUUAACAAUAAAUAACAAU
This is a messenger RNA of Myxocyprinus asiaticus (Chinese sucker), 5779 nucleotides long. It is a transcript of the gene kdm4c, whose product is annotated as lysine (K)-specific demethylase 4C. Gene Ontology annotation, molecular function: histone H3K36 demethylase activity; histone H3K9 demethylase activity. The transcript is spliced from 22 exons. Gene Ontology annotation, cellular component: nucleus. The coding region runs from base 131 to 4639 and encodes 1502 amino acids. NCBI's taxonomy places the organism in Eukaryota, Metazoa, Chordata, Actinopteri, Cypriniformes, Catostomidae. The record is from RefSeq and is a predicted model, not a curated record. Gene Ontology annotation, biological process: chromatin remodeling.